AUACACGCGUAAGAACACCGAACCGUUUCUUCGUCCAGGUAAAAAUUUGAACCGAGAACACAGCGUCACAGAGAGAGAGAGAGAGAGAGAGAAGAAACUCGAACUCCCCAGUUUCAAUGGCGAUGGAUAUAGAGAACAGAUCAUCACCGAUAGAGUUUCCGUACUGGUCUCCGCUACGUCGGCACUACGAUCCCGAUGCUCUUUUCUUUGCACCUGGAAACAUUGAAAGAGAGCUUCUAGCCAAACAGGUUGCAUUGGAUGUUAGUGAGGAUGAAAAGCAACAGCUUCAAACUAUGGAAGAUGUUGAAAACAGGGAAGUAUUUUGUCCAAUUGUGGGUUGUGGUGCUCGUUUGAAUACUCUAGAUGUCUUUGAAGAUCACUACAAUGCACGGCACACUGCAUCUUGCUCAACUUGUUCAAGAGCGUACCCAACAUCACGCCUUCUCAGCAUACAUGUUUCUGAAGCACAUGAUUCUUUCUUUCAAGCAAAAGUUGCUCGUGGCUAUGCUAUGUAUGAAUGCCUGGUCGAGGGCUGUGGAAUGAAGCUGAAGAGCUACAAAAGCAGGCAGCAGCAUCUUGUAGACAAGCAUAAAUUCCCUGCUUCAUUCGAGUUUCUAAAGAAAACACACCCGUCGAAGAAACAGAGGCAGAAGUCCCAACGAAAACAAUCAGGUCAGAGGAUGGAGGAGGAUUCAAGUUCAAUGCAAGUAGAACAAGAAACCAUAGAUGGUCUUGUUUCGGCAGUAUCUAAACUGACAACGUCAGACACUUCUCCGUCAUCCAUCAGCUUUGGCCGUCGGCACACUCGUGGCCUUACGUUUGUCCCUCGGUCUGUUCAGCGCGAAAGAAAGCUGGAUUCCUCGCCUGCAGGAACAAUGAGAUAGGCAGUGUACUUUGUGCAUGAGUCUUGAAUCUUGGAUACUGAUGCCAUGCAUGAAUUGCGGAAAAAUGGACUUGUGAGUAAUGAAAAACAUGAAGUAAUGAAGUGAAAAGUCUGUAUUUAUUUGGCUUCCCUUUUGUUUCGCUUCACAGCUAGAAUCCCUCCUCAACCCCGAAUGCCUGAUCGGAACAAAACUUGGAAAGUUCCCAAGGUAGCCAUCUUUGUAGAUUAGGUUAUCGCACAAAAAGAUGAGGAUUCUUUUUAUCUUUUGAUGAGGAUUCUUUUUAUCUUUUGGUGUUGCGUAUAAGGUUAUUUCUAUAUAUGCAGGUGAUUUUAGUCGUGCCAUUCGAAAUUGGUCCACUGAAGGCUAUUACUUGGUCGGGAGAUCUUGAGUGCGAUUUAUGUUGUUUGCUAGGUUGCCUGAUUUUGUCCAUGUGAAAAUGCAUGCCAUGCUGUAAGCAGAUGAGUUGAGGGCUGCUAUUUCCCUUGUUUUGUCGCUUAUCAUGUUUGAUUGAAAGUGAAUUGAGAGUGAGCUGUAAACGAGCCCUACGAGCUAAAAUAUGUUUGAGUUUAGCUUCUUUAUGGGCGGGAGAGGAUCUCAAUCAAGCCAAUCAUAAACUAAUAUGAGUAUAUUGAUUUUGUAUGCA
Messenger RNA from Rhododendron vialii, 1527 nucleotides. RefSeq lists its product as uncharacterized. The transcript is spliced from 4 exons. Bases 117 to 884 code for a protein of 255 amino acids. The record is from RefSeq and is a predicted model, not a curated record. Lineage: Eukaryota; Viridiplantae; Streptophyta; Magnoliopsida; Ericales; Ericaceae.